GACAGGAAGUUCCACCAUUCCAGCAUUCUCGAUGUAUCUCGGCUGCCUCGUGGCCAGGAAGUCAUGGAGGGAAACUAGUGCCUAGUGUUUGCAGAACCUGAAAACUUCUUUAAGCUACACUUGCUGUGCUGGCCUCCUAGGACAUUCAGCAGCUGGUCCUGUCACCUUCCAGACCUUGAUGUGAAAUUUCAAGAAGAAUUCAAAAUUUGUUCUUCACUGGACCCUGGGAGAAGGACAACAACAAGAAUGAGUGUGUGUCUGGUAAAUACACCACAGGGUCUGUUAACUUUCAAGGACGUGGCCUUGGACUUCUCACUGGAGGAAUGGGAAUGUCUCAGUUUUGCUCAGAGGUCAUUGUACAUGGAUGUGAUGUUGGAGAAUUACAACAAUCUGUUGUUUGUGGAAAAUCAUUGCAUACGUGGAAAGAAUGGGAAGGUAUUGGAUCAAGACAGCCAGUACAUUGUCCAUGAACACAUGAAUAUUCAAGAGAAGUCUUCUAAAUGGGACAAGCUUAGCAAUGUCAUUCUUGAAUCCCUCCAGUGUACACCUUACAAAACUAAUCACAGCUCUGAUGCUCUUCAAUUCUCGAACCAAAAAAGACUUAAGCCCAGGAACACUAAAGAAGUUUGCAAAUACAAUGACUCUGUAAACAGUUUAAGUUUGUUUUCUACCAUUAGUCUCAAUCAAGGAAUUAACAUGCAGAAGAAAAAACACAACCGAAAUGCAGAAUUAGACAAUAUUUUUGUUUCUAAACAUAAAGUCAUGGUGAAAAAAGACAAUAUUGCAGGGAACCCUUACAAAUGUAGUGAAUUUCACAAAUAUCUUACCCAGAGAGAAAACCUACAAAGUCAGCAGAGAAUUUAUCAUGGAAAGAAACCUUACAAAAGUAGUAAAAGUGACAAAUGCUUUACCCAUCAGAUCCAUCUUAGUAUUCAUCAGGGAAUUCAUACAGAAGAGAUAAUUUACAAAUGUAGUGAAUGUGACAAAUGUUUUAAAAACAAAUUCAAUCUUACUAUGCAUCAGAGAAUUCAUACAGGAGAGAAACCUUACAAAUGCAGUGAAUGUGGCAAAUGCUUUACUGAAAAAAGCAGUCUGAGAAUUCAUCAGAGAAUUCAUACAGGAGAGAAACCUUACAAAUGCAGUGAAUGUGACAAAUGCUUUACCAAACAAUCCAAUCUUAGUAUUCAUCAGAGAAUUCAUACAGGAGAGAAACCUUACAAAUGCAGUGAAUGUGACAAAUGCUUUACCCAACAAUCCUGUCUUAGUAUUCAUCAGAGAAUUCAUACAGGAGAGAAACCUUACAAAUGCAGUGAAUGUGGCAAAUGCUUUACUGAAAAAAGCAGUCUGAGAAUUCAUCAGAGAAUUCAUACAGGAGAGAAAACUUACAAAUGCAGUGAAUGUGACAAAUGCUUUACCCGAAAAUUCCAUCUUGGUAUUCAUCAGAGAAUUCAUACAGGAGAGAAACCUUACAAAUGCAGUGAAUGUGACAAAUGCUUUACCCAACAAUCCAAUCUUACUAUUCAUCAGAGAAUUCAUACAGGAGAGAAACCUUACAAAUGCCCUGAAUGUGGCAAAUGCUUUACUGAAAAAAGCAGUCUGAGAAUUCAUCAGAGAAUUCAUACAGGAGAGAAACCUUACAAAUGCAGUGAAUGUGGCAAAUGCUUUACUGAAAAAAGCAGUCUGAGAAUUCAUCAGAGAAUUCAUACAGGAGAGAAACCUUACAAAUGCAAUGAAUGUGGCAAAUGCUUUACUGAAAAAAGCAGUCUGAGAAUUCAUCAGAGAAUUCAUACAGGAGAGAAACCUUACAAAUGCAGUGAAUGUGGCAAAUGCUUUACUGUAAAAAGCAGUCUGAGAAUUCAUCAGAGAAUUCAUACAGGAGAGAAACCUUACAAAUGCAGUGAAUGUGACAAAUGCUUUACCAAACAAUCCAAUCUUAGUAUUCAUCAGAGAAUUCAUACAGGAGAGAAACCUUACAAAUGCAGUGAAUGUGAAAAAUGCUUUUCCCGAAAAUUACAUCUUGGUAUUCAUCAGAGAAUUCAUACAGGAGAGAGACCUUACAAAUGCAGUGAAUGUGAAAAAUGCUUUUCCCGAAAAUUCCAUCUUGGUAUUCAUCAGAGAAUUCAUACAGGAAAGAAACCUUACAAAUAGAUUGUAUGUGACAAAUACAAUACUCACAAUGUCAGUCUUAGAAAUCAUCAGUUAUUUCAUACAGUAGAGAAUCUUUAUAAAUGAAGUAAAUGAGGCAAUUCUUUACCAAGAUAUAUUAUCUCAAAAUUCAUUAGAGAAUACUUAGAGAAGACAAACUUUUCAAAUAUAUUGUAGGUAUGAAUCCUUUCCUUUUGGCCUAUUUCCUAGACUGUAACAGUGAAUACUUACAGGCUAGAAACUUAACUCAUGCAUUGUAUGAAGAAAUAUCUUUGACUUCAUUUCAGGUCAGAGAGAACAUCUAAGAACUUUUUAGGGUAAAGUAUUUCUGUUGGGGAAAAUGGUGUAUUCUUGACAACACUUGAGGCUCCACACUAGAGAAUUAGUAUGAUUAUGAAAAUCUUGUGAAAAUAUUCAUGCAAUGUUCAAAUCUUAGGUAAUGUCAACUAUUUAUGCUGUGAGAAACUCUGAAAAUGUGAAAUGUAGAAAGCUUUUCAUGACACCUUUUUACUUGUUCAUCCUCAAACGUUACCAGAUGAAGACAAGUUGGGAAGUCAGAAGAUAGUAUUUUAUAACACUUUAAUCGAGAAAGAAAUAAUCCAUUUCAAAAGGAAACUAUUUAAGGUCUUUAAUACAACCCUCAAAAUAGGUAAUAAAACUGGUAGCAUUUUGUAUAUUUUUAUUGUCCUGUAACUAACUCCAAUAAAACUGAAAGAUUCAACAAAUUUGCUUUGGUUGUUUCCAAUUUGCAGUUGGGAUACUCAGAUGAAUAUAUGUUGCAUCUUCCCAGGAAAUGCCUCACAUAAAACAUAGACUGAAGUCAUGAACAUUUUUGCAAACCUGUAUCAUAAAGUUAAUAGUGGUGAUUUUUAACUGGUGGAUAACAAUACCUUUGGGAUGUAACGACCCUGUCACAGUGGUUGCUUAACAGCAUAGGAAAACACAUAUUUCCAAUUGUCUUAAAAUUAAGAAAUCAUUCAUUGAAGUGUAGGGUAGUCUGCCCACCCUAAAAUAAUUUGAAUUCAAUGUCAGUAUUUAGCAUUAAAAAGUUAAAAAUA
Messenger RNA from Mus musculus (house mouse), 3203 nucleotides. RefSeq names its product zinc finger protein 988 (gene Zfp988). NCBI's taxonomy places the organism in Eukaryota, Metazoa, Chordata, Mammalia, Rodentia, Muridae. Gene Ontology annotation, cellular component: nucleus. Gene Ontology annotation, biological process: regulation of DNA-templated transcription. The coding region runs from base 247 to 2148 and encodes 633 amino acids. The transcript has 4 exons. The record is from RefSeq and is marked validated.